Molecule: messenger RNA, 1969 nt
Organism: Trichoderma virens Gv29-8
Lineage: Eukaryota; Fungi; Ascomycota; Sordariomycetes; Hypocreales; Hypocreaceae
Exons: 1
Coding region: 1-1791 (596 amino acids)
Molecular function (GO): nitrite reductase [NAD(P)H] activity; 2 iron, 2 sulfur cluster binding; heme binding
Source: RefSeq, a predicted model, not a curated record
AUGAAAUCUUCAACAAAGUGCGGGAUGGGUUGCGGAGGCUGUGUGCCUCUGGCUACUAGCAUUUUCAAUAGAGCACUCAAGGACGCUGGUGUUGAAAUCUCCAACCAUCUCUGCAAGGACUUCGCCUACUCACGGCAAGAACUAUACCAAAUUGUCAAGUUUAGAAGGCUCAAAGACUUCACGGCGGUAAUGAAAGUCGUUGGCAAAAAGGCUGACGGCCUUGGUUGUGAAGUUUGCAAGCCGGCCGUUGGUUCUAUCCUCAGCUCUUUAUACAACGAGAACAUCAUGAAACCUUCACUGCGACAGACACAAGAUACGAAUGAUCGAUAUCUCGCCAACGUGCAGCGGGAUGGUACGUAUUCGGUCGUUCCGCGUCUUCCCGCUGGUGAGGUUACCCCAGCAGGACUCAAGGUUAUUGGAGACGUCGCAGAAAAAUUUGGAUUAUAUACGAAAAUCACAGGUGGUCAACGCAUCGAUAUGUUUGGUGCAAAGAAGCAAGACCUGCCCCAAAUAUGGGAAUUUCUCAUCAAUGCCGGCUUUGAGAGCGGCCAUGCCUACGGAAAAGCACUUCGGACAGUCAAAUCAUGUGUCGGCAAUACCUGGUGCCGAUACGGAGUAGGCGACUCAGUCGGCCUUGCUGCUGAACUUGAGAAUCGCUAUAAGGGCCUACGGGCCCCCCACAAAUUCAAGGGUGGUGUAUCUGGAUGUGUCCGAGAAUGCGCCGAAGCACAAGGCAAAGACUUUGGUCUCAUUGCUACGCCGAAGGGCUGGAAUGUCUUUGUAGGCGGUAACGGGGGUGCAAAACCUCGUCACGCUGAACUACUCGUUGAGGACGUAACUCGACGGGAAGCAGUUAAAAUCCUUGACCGCUUCCUUAUUUUUUACAUUCAAUCAGCUGACAAACUCGAGAGGACGGCUCGGUGGAUUGAAAAGUACCCUGGCGGUCUCAAGGGCCUCAAAGAAGUUAUCGUUGACGACAAGCUGGGUAUAUGUGCCGACCUGGAAAAGCAGAUGGAAGUACUUGUUGGCUCAUAUCACUGUGAAUGGACGAAUGUUGUCAAUAAUCCAGAUCGACGAAAGGCCUUCAAACAGUUUGCCAACACAGAUGAAACACAGACGGUAUCAGAGAAAAUCACAGAGCGGGCACAGAAACGUCCUGUAGAUUGGCCCGAGGACAGUUCACCUCUUCAUUUCAGUUUACUAGAUAUCGCCAAGGAUGCUAAGUGGGAAUGGCGAUCUAUCUGUAGACUGUCUAACUUGGACCGCCAGAGUGAUGCACCGACAUCAGUGGCUGUCAAAUAUGGUGAGGUUCAGUUGGCAGUGUGGAACAUACCUGGUCGUGGCUUGCGAGCAUCACAAAAUAUGUGUCCUCAUAAGAAAGCGUUUGUGCUAGCAGAUGGCCUCGUAGGUGAAGAUGAGCAUGGUAGGGAGUACGUAUCAUGUCCAUUACACAAGAGGAACUACUUAUUGAAUCCCAAAGCAGCUGAGGGAGGCGGAAGCUGCUCGGAUGCCGACUACUCUAUCAUGACGUUUGAAGCCAAGGCAGAUGAGGAGAAUGAUGUUAUACUUCUCUAUCUUCCACCUACAGAAGCACUCGAUGCAGUACUCUCAACACGGAAGUGGAUGCUACGGAGAGCAGGCGAAGAGCUGAAGCUCUUGACAAAGGAUUCAGAGCAAGCAGUUGAGCUAGUGGAGCCACUCCCACUUGGCAAGAUGGCAGAUCCAUUGCUGAACCCCCUUCUCGCAACUCCGGUUAAAGUCUGUGGUAAUAGUGGUACACUUGACUGGUAGAAAUAGCCGAUAGAACCCUGCCGUAAGGUGUAUCGUCUAAGGUGUUUUUCUGCACUUCUAUUUCAUAUUAAUAUUGCCUUCAUUCUUUAUCAUUGUGUUGGCACUUUCAAUCCUAGAAGUAGAUAAGACCAGGCAUGGACGUUUUACCGGCCCAAUAAAUAGCCUAUUGAUCUCUGCU